CCACUUAGCAUACCUAACCUCCACAACUCACAAACAUAACCUCAACCGUCAACAAAUAAAAGUUUGUCAUUUUUAGCAAUUAAAAUAUGGUGUUGUUACAUUUACAUUAAGUUUAAAAUUCGUGUCAAAUCCACUUUUGUAUUAAUUUAAGCCCCAAUUAUUGAAAAAAAAAAAAUGUACAAAGGGGGCCACGAACCCGAUUCACCUGCAGAACUCGAAUGCCAGUUCAUUUUACGUCUACCGGAAGAACCAGCCCGUGUCCUUCGCGAAGCCAUCCGAAACAACAGCACCCUCAAAGACAGGGUGGCCAUCAAAAUAGAAAAUGACAUGCGACAUGGUGAAGUCCGAAUCGACCACUGGCUUUUACCAGCUAAAGUUAUGGACCUUCCCACUAUUAUCGAGUCCCUUAAAACUAUUGAUUCGAAAGGUUUCUACAAAACAGCCGAUAUUUGCCAAAUGCUCAUAUGUAAGGAAGAGGACGACCAAACGACUACUGAUGAAGAGUCCCCACAAAAGUCGAAACGUAAAGACCCCAACAAAGUGGAGAAAAAAUAUCUGAUGCCACACGGGAUCACACCACCGACGAAAAACGUAAGGAAGCGACGAUUCCGCAAGACUUUGAAGAAGAAAUACGUGGAAGCCCCCGAAAUAGAGAAGGAAGUCAAAAGAUUGUUAAGGAUAGACAAUGAUGCAGUUAGUGUUAAAUGGGAGGUUAUCAACGAAGACGACGAAAACAAAGUCAACAAAGGCACCGUGGUGAAGAAGGAACCUGCAGAAGCCCCCAAUCAGAACGUGGCCGAACAUGAUAUUUUCGGGGGGGCUGUGAGUGACUCAGAGGAGGAGGACGCCCACCUUAACGUAUUGGAACUGGACGACAAUAGUCAGAACUCGGCCGAAGACAGCCACCUGACUGACUCCAACUCAAUGAUGAUCAAUACCGCAAACUCAAAAUUGUUGACAGAAUUCACCAGUGAUAUGUUCAACGAAAUGCAAAAUUCCCCCUCUUUGAUGCAAGAAAUGGACUAUUAUCAGCAGUCAUCCAGCAAUAUUUCCUACACAGAGCAGAAUUUGAGUAAGAGUAAUAUUUUGGCGAGGCUUGAAGAGCUGCAGUUGGAGUUGGAUAAUUUGAAAAUGAGGAGGCAACACCAGGAAAUGGAAAUUGAAAAUAUUGAGAAUUUGGCGCUGAGACAACGCUUUCAGAAUAUUUUGGAUAGGCUUCUGCAGGAGCAAAUCGAGAAGGAACAGGAGAAAUACGGGUUGGAGGAGCUUCUGAAGCAGCACCCAGAGUAGUAUUGGAGUGGUUAAAAAAUCGUAUUUUGUAAUUUUAGGUCCAAAAAGGGGUUAUAGUGAAGUGUUUCUUGUAAGCGUAUCAAUGUUAGAUUAAUUAAAAAAUCUGUUUUAUUCGAUUUUAAUUGUGUAAAUUUCUAUAGAUAAUUAUUUUUUAUGAAUAGGGCACAAUUUAGAAAAUAAACAACUUUAUCGGCAAAAA
This is a messenger RNA of Tribolium castaneum (red flour beetle), 1489 nucleotides long. RefSeq names its product TBP-associated factor 7 (gene Taf7). Gene Ontology annotation, molecular function: RNA polymerase II general transcription initiation factor activity. Lineage: Eukaryota; Metazoa; Arthropoda; Insecta; Coleoptera; Tenebrionidae. Gene Ontology annotation, cellular component: transcription factor TFIID complex. Bases 175 to 1290 code for a protein of 371 amino acids. The transcript has a single exon. Gene Ontology annotation, biological process: transcription initiation at RNA polymerase II promoter; RNA polymerase II preinitiation complex assembly. The record is from RefSeq and is a predicted model, not a curated record.